This is a messenger RNA of Trichoderma virens Gv29-8, 8283 nucleotides long. RefSeq lists its product as uncharacterized. The record is from RefSeq and is a predicted model, not a curated record. Bases 1 to 8283 code for a protein of 2760 amino acids. Lineage: Eukaryota; Fungi; Ascomycota; Sordariomycetes; Hypocreales; Hypocreaceae. The transcript has a single exon.
AUGGAAGGACCAGCAGAUCUAAAUCACAUCCUCAAGGGACUCCUGCCCUCGAAGGUCUAUGAUGACGUUGUCGGUCAACAAGAGCUAGACGUCGAUAAGCUAAAGUCGCUUGUGGAACAAACAAUUCAGAAACACGCUGCGUUAUUAACUGAGACUAUCAAAUCCAAGCUGCUCCUGCUGGUUGAGCUAGUCAAUGAGCUCAAUCUACCUCCAAAUCUAUGCAGCGAAGUCAUUCUCCAUUCUCACUAUUUGGACAUCCAAGCCGUCAUCACUCAUUUCUGGGCGAUCUGGUCUGGCAACCCAGAGCGACGAGCUGAUGCCAUUAGGAUGUUUGAAGCCAAGCCGGCAAUCAUCAUUAAGAAUCUGGUUGCCCAGGAUCACUUUGGCCUCUCUCCGACGGUGCAACAAGAUGUAAUACAAAUCUUUGCCAACCUUGGGCCUGCUUUCAACAUUUUGAAGGAUCCCUUGCCACCCAAUCAUAAAGCAAUCGCCUGGUUAGACAAGCUCGAGGAUCCGAGGCGUAAGCAAGCGGCACUCGCCUUCGUCGCAUCGGUUCAACAGCUAUGCAGGGUCAUCAUUGAGCCCAUGGACUUGCCGGCCCUCAUCUCUCUUGGCUUUUCGUCCGUCGAAGAGACUGCUUAUACUCCUCUUGAAACUUUCGAGGUACUUGUGGCGCCCUAUGGCAUCUCCUUAGACCAUGCGCGACGCAUUCACGGAGAGGCUACAUCCGCCCAAAUGAGAAUGGAACAAUCCAUGAUGGCUUUGCUCCAGAGCUCUAACGACUUUCCUCCUUCGAAGCUCUACGGCAAAAUCAACGCCAGCAAUAAAUCAGAUACUUCAGACACUCGUGAUACCAAUUUGUCCAAGUGGUUCGGGGACCUCGACCAAGUUGGCUGCGAAGACUGCUGUUCCGUCACCAGUCCCGCAGCCUAUCUUGUAGACCUUUUCCGUAUGCUGAAGAAUCUCCGCAUUCAGUCCACGUCAAAGACCACCAUAUUGGAAAAGCUGUUUGAACGCAGACCUGAUUUGGGUGAUCUGUUGUUGUCUUGUCGAAAUACAUCUGAGCUGGUGCCAUACAUCGAUUUGGUAAACGAGACCCUCGAAUCCGCCAUAAUUUACCUGGAAGCCAAUGAUGGUCUCGAUAGUCUUCAAAUCCAAGUCUACAAUGCAGACUCGCACAACCACAUCCAGGAAGCCGCUCAAUUUCCACAUGAUGCGAGCAACACGCGAUAUGAAGUUUACGACAAAUUCAUCAUCAACAAGGUGCACCCAUCGACAGUGUUCCCGUAUGAUCACUCUAAAGACAGCCUCCAAAAUUACUUGAAGGCGAGCAGUACGACGUCCGCUGAGCUUCUCGAAGCCUUUCGUGCCGACCCUCGUCUGGCACGAGACUCCACACUCACCAGGCUGCUGAGCGACAAGGGGGCUGUAGACACGGUGUACAGUAGAGUGUAUGCGGCGGAAGUCCUUGGAAUGGCGCAAGACGACUACCUCGCCAUAACUCUCGAGUCGUUUUACGAUCUUCGUAGCGCUCGUUUGGUAGAAAACAAUGCAAACAUAUCUCAGGAACUAUAUCAGAAGAACGCCGGUCUUCUGCCAUCUUGGUAUUAUUGGGGAUACGAAGACAAAAAUCCCGAAGAGGGCGACGGAGAGGAGACCAUUAUAGACGCCGAGAAUGGGGACGGACUGCCGUUUAUCAAAACUCAACUCUUACCACGACUCGAUAUCCAAUUCUCGACUUUGGCUCAGAUAUUGAAUACUCGGUUUCUGGAUGGAUGUCUCACUGUAUCGCUCGUACCUGAAGGCGCAGAAUUCAAUCCGCAGAGAAAUGUGCCAAGCGAGUUGGACGAAUUUAGAUUGAGAGGAAAAGACGGCGAAUCUUUGGAUGUCUAUAGCUGCCAGAGGUUGGAUCAAUUUGUUCGCAUAUGGAGGCGGCUUGGUUGGCCAAUCGAGGAUGUUGAUGAUGCCCUUUUCGUAUUUGGAGACUUUGUCACCAGUGAUGAAGGUUUCGGAGGGAAAAUGUUGACCAUAACACCGGACACGAUUGAACAGUUGGCUGCUAUUUCAGAGAUUUCACGGCUGACAAAGAGCAAGCCCCCAGUGAUCGUCUCUCUCUUUUCCCAAUCAUCUCAGUACUUUCUACGAUUACCAAUCAUCCAGACGAUACGGCUUCAGGGGGAUCAGACUAUAAGCGUUGAGGAGAAGAAGCUCCCAGCAGAGCAAUAUCUACCGCUCUUGUUGUCCUCUCUUAACAUAUCUUACGAUGAUUUCGUGCAAUUCCAAGACCAGGAGCAGCUGGGUGAUGAGUUGUCGAUGGUGGCUGUCUUCAAACACAACCGACUGGCAGAAGCCGCGAGAAUGUUUUCGGUCGACGCUGAGCAAAUCUCCAAGUUACUUGCCAUCUUUUCUAAACAAAAUCCAUCACUUUCAACGCCAAAGACAUUCCUCAAAGCCCUUAAAACCUGGAGGCUUCUGCAAGAAGAUGGAUGGGAGGCAUCUAAUCUCAUUUCUGUGUCUAUGCGACUCGGUGUUCAGGUGAAUGAGGCCGUGGAUACGUCAACUACGAAAUUAAUUGGCGCAUUUAUGGGCUCUAUUAAGAGCGCUGAGAAGGUCUUAUCGUUAAAUCAACCACAAAACUCCUCUAAUUCACCAAGCACUGAGUCGCCGGUCCCGACGCAGUCUUCUACUGCUGUUGUCGAUCAAUCCAUCUUUAAUGCUAUUAGCAGUUUUUUCUCAAAAACGCCCACAGAGAUUAUCAAAACUUUGCUGAAAAAAUCUUUCCCAGACGGGAGACCAACGCUGAAUAGCCAAAUACUAUCCGCGACGACAAAGUCUCCUGGUGUCGAUUACGAAGCUGUCAAUUUUACUGGCGCACUGUUCUUUGCCGAAGAUGUAAUCAUACAUGUGGAGACGGCCUUGAAGACGGAAACAGACACAAGUUUCAGCGUAGGAGAGACCACGUACGUGUUGACCAAGAAUGUGAAUGGCGACCGGAACUCUAGUUUAUACGAGUGUAACAUUGGCGUCUCGGCAGGUACUGCGGUAUAUCUUUCGUGGCCGUCUAAUUUCAGCAACACUCAAAUAACACUACAAAAUCCCGAUGGAACACCUUUUGCAGCAACAGAAGUCCACCCGAUAUCGACGAACGUGGUGCUUGAAGUACAGCAUGCCAUCGGCCAGAUUGGUCAAUACGGCCUACUUGUUGAACACUAUCCCGUGAACGCCUCAGAGUUGGAGGUUCUGCUGGAUUCUGGUAUCAAUUAUCAAGGUUUCGAUAUUGUGAAUGAUUUGCAUAGCUAUAUCUUAGCCCGCAGGGCUCUUAUGAAGACGGGCAAAGAGGUAGAUUUUGCAAGGUUCACACAGCGCUUUUUAGGCUACCAAGUUCCCUCCUCAGAUCUUGUUCUCCAAUUCAGCCAAGUGACCGUUCUCAGCAAGUCAAUGGCUGAGAAGCUCCUGAUGAACAAUCUCUCAGAGGGUGGAGCGCGGAGCUCGGAUUUGCGCCUCGAGGCUCUCCGUAAAAUCGGCCAACAAUUUCAACUAAUGGCUCGAAUGGGACUGGGAGAAGAUUCGCUCGAGCUAUUAUUUACGUGUGCUGAGCCGCCCCCAUUCGGAACUAAAAAAGAUUCGACUGAUAGGAGCCAACGCCCCGUAACAAGGCUGGUCCAGCGUCUGCAAGCCGCUCUGGCCAAGAGAGGGAUGAAGAACACUCUGAAGAAUGCUCAGAACGUUCUCCGAGAAAAUCGACGCAAAGCUCUUAUCCAAUAUCUCCUUCAAAAUGAUGACAUAAAAUAUAAUAAAGGCGUAACUGAUGCGGAUGGCCUCUUUCAUCUUUUUCUAAUAGACGUUCAGAUGGGUUCUAGUCUCGAAACAACACGAAUUAAGCAGGCUAUCUCUACCGUGCAAUUUUUCGUACAUCGGUGCCUGUUGGGCCUUGAAGAGGACAUUGACGGGACUCUUAUACCACAAGAUCGAUGGGCUUGGAUGUCGAGAUAUAAUCUUUGGGAGGCGAACAGAAAGGUGUUUCUUUACCCUGAGAACUGGGCCGAUCCUGCACUACGAGACAGUAAAACGCUACUUUUUUGCGCGCUUGAAGACGAUAUCAUGAAAUCCAAUUUGGAUGAAAGAUCCAUCACCAACAUCAUCCGGACUUACAUCUGUUCCAUGGACGACAUCGCCAAUCUGCAGGUCCAAUCUUUUUAUUGGGACAAGUCGCAUGAUCCGAAGAUCAAAGAGACCGGAGUCUUCCACAUUGUCUCGAGAACCCGAAACGCGCCCUAUCAGUAUUACUACAGGCAACUUGAAUAUCUUGCGAAAGGCUCAUUGCCAGCUCCGCUCUGGUCCCCUUGGGAGAAGCUGCCGUUUGACGUGAGGGCCCACGAUGUCGACCACGACGGCAAGGCUCUCGCGCACACAGGAUCUUACGUCGUUCCAGCCUUUUGGCAAAAUCGACUGAUAAUCUUCCUCCCUCGCAUUUCCGUAAUUGCAGUGCCUAAUGAUAAGCCAUCCACCACAGUAACUCUCUCAUCAAGGGGAUCAUCUAGUGAUAGCGAGCAAGAGAUUAAGGUUGGCGGUGGUGGUGGUUCUUCCGACGCCCAGCUGAGACUGGAGAUCAAAAUGGCCUGGUCAGAACGGGUUGACGGCGUGUGGGUAGCUCAGAAGCAGAGCCAAGACACACUCACGGCACCAAGCGGCCGGACGCCACCUACCUUUGACUCCUUCAGAUUCAGCAUUUACCAGACUGACGAGAAUUUGUCGGUGUUGCUUUAUCAGGCUGAUAGCUCGUCGGAACCUAAUUACCUAGGGCAAUUCAGGCUUCACGGACCAAGGCUGUCAUUCAUCUCCGGAGACGGGAAACGGCUGUAUACCGAAUCCAACGCCCCAAGAACCCUCUUUGGGCAACUUCGCGUCGAUUCCGGGGAAUAUUACAAGGCAGAUAACUGGUCCUCGAUAUCGCAACCCCCAGUGGAAAGUAGCCGCUUAUCCACUGUUAGCUGGGUUCUUGAUAGUCGGUCAGACUCUACUCAGCCCUUGGGCUUGGUUGCCGACCUUUCUGUCAAGGACGGGCGAGGUCAUGAACCAUGGUUUACUCUACCUACUGCCCUUUUUGGGAACUCCAAAAAGGGUAACGAUACAUAUGCCUAUCAACUAUUCAACCCGCUCAGCGAUAAGCUGCGGGCAGCCGUUACAAAUGAUGAUGGUGUUGAUGCUAUCUAUCGGGUCAUGGAUAAGUCGACUAUAAGUAGCAGAAUUGUGUCUCCAGAAGACCAGAAUAUGAAUCACGCCUUUGGUAGCACCAACCAACUAAUGCUUUGCCGGGAAGAUGCAACGCCGUACUCUAUUUAUAACUGGGAGAUUGGAUUUCAUUUAGUGGCACUGCUUGUGGAGCGCUUGAUUGGUUUGCAGGCAUUCGACUUGGCAAUCAAAUACGCACACUUGGUAUUUGAUCCAACAGGGGCAGACGGGCCUAAGCCUACCCAUCCUACAUGGAGAUUUCCACCAUUCAGAGACGAUGCAACGUUAGAAUACGGCAAGCUCGGUGCCAUCAUUGAUAAACUGAGGCCAAGUUCGGGAGAUGAAGACCAUAUGUUUGCGCCCAUCUUGGCUUGGAGACGCAACCCUUUCAACCCGCAUACAGUGGCUCGUGGGCGACCUCUUUCAUACAUGAAGAGGUUCGCGAUUAAAUACAUGGAAGCGCUAAUCUCAAGCGGCGAUGUCUACUUCCGACAGAAUUCUUUAGAAACGAUUCAUUUUGCCAUUGAGCGCUACAUCGAAGCGUCUCAUGUGUUUGGGCCGCGGCCUCAGACUGUUCCCAAAUUAGGGAAACAGCAGUUUAAGAGCUACAACGACCUCAGUAGCCAGCUGGAUGACUUUUCCAACGCUUCUGUUAAGCUGGAACUCUCGUCCCCGUAUUACGUUCCGUUACAGGAACGAGGGACCUCAGAAGGGAACGGUUCGGGCGCUCUCCAAAGCUUCCUGCUAACUCCCUAUUUUGGCGUGCAAGCGAAUCCGGAAUUCAUGGAGCUUCGCAGUAAGAUUGAUAAGCGUCUAUAUCAGAUUAGAAACUCGCUGGAUAUCAACGGCAAUCCUCGAACUCUCAGUCUUUACGAUCCACCAGUGGACGUCGGGGACUUGGUAACCGCAUUCGCUUCCGGAUCACAGAGCGAUAUUGCGUCAGUUAUUUCCGGCUUCCCAAAGGUGAUGCCUAGGCAGCGGUUCAUGUACUUGAUCCAGAAAGCGUAUGAGCUCUGCUCGGAAUUGAAGACUACAAGCGCAACAUUGCUCUCCGCGAUCGAAAAGGGAGAUGUGGAGGCACUGCAACUCUUGCACUCAAAUCAAGAUACCGGCAUGCAACGGAUCUUGAUGGAAAUCAAGCUCAAGCAAAAAGCAGAAGCUCAGGCUGGCCUCGAUCAGCUUAUAGAGAGUAGACGGUCGGCUGUUGUUCGAUUUAAAUACUACGCGGCAUUGACCGGAGAUAAAGUGCCGUUGCCAACAACUUCGACAGACUUUGAAGAAGUGCAGCAGAACAUUCCUGUUCCAAUCGACCAAGACCUACGUCUGUCCCAGCAUGAGAAGUUAGAAUUGGCCUUUGCAGACUCAUCUUCUUCCCUCAACAGUAGUGCCGCUUUACUCGACGAGAUUGCCGCCGCAUUUCUUUGCGUGCCAAUGCCGGCUCUCAAUGGACAGCCAAUGGGCAUGGGCGUAACGAUCCAAAUCCCAAAUCCUGGUCAAUUCAUGCAGAUUGGCGCAACUAUCAUGCGUGCGAAUGCUCUCGAGGCAGCAGAGGACAGUCAGAGAGCCUCACGGAUAGCCAUGUGGACGCGCCAGCUCCAGGAGCGGCGUCUGCAGUUGAACCUCGCAGGUCGUGACAUCAAGAACAUCGACAAGCAGAUGGAAGUUCAGACGGCUAGGAUUGCCGUUAUUGAUAAGGAUAUAGAGUCUCAGAAGCAGACAGCCGAGAAUCUACUCAAGAUCCAGGAUUUCCUCUGCACCAAAUUCAGCAACAAAGAGCUAUACUCAUGGUACGAGAGUACGACGAGGAAUUACCUGUAUCAGACUUAUCUGGUUACCAUGGAGCUAGUGCGAAAAGCUGAGAUUGCCUAUCUUUUCGAGCAAGGCCCUAACGCCCGCUCGACUCUGUCUAACAAGGGAUACUGGGAUCAGGGAAAACGGGGACUGCAGUGCGGCGAGCAACUUUGGUUCGCACUCAAGCAGAUGGAACUAUCAUACCUAAAUGAGGUCCGCCACGAUUUUGAGAUUACCAAGAGUAUCUCUCUCCGCCAGUUGGACCCAGUUGCUUUGCUCAACCUUCGUGAACUGGGUGAAACAAAAUUUGACCUACCCGAGGUCCUAUUCGAUUUGGACUUCCCCGGCCACUACUUCAGACGCAUCAAAUCUGUCUCUCUCUCCUUCCCCUGUAUAACCGGCCCGUAUGUAGGAAUCAAUUGCACAGUGACGCUUCUACAGCACCAGUAUCGAGCAAGCGACUCGACAGAUCCAUCAUAUCUAGCGACUGAAAGAGAUACCAGAUUUGCACAUGAGGAGAUCCAAACUCCCAUCCGAUCAGUAUGUAUCAGCUCAGGAAACAAUGAUGCUGGAGUCUUUGAGCCGCUGGAUUUCCACGGCGACCGGUACCAGCCAUUUGAGGGGGCAGGUGUCAUCAGUAGCUGGAGUCUUCGCCUGCCCAAGGAGUACCGGGCAUUUGACUAUCGAACCAUUAGCGACGUUGUGAUGCAAAUACGCUACACAGCCAAGAACGGCGGCGAAACCCUUGCGCGAGCCGCCUCUAUAGGCAACCGAGAUAUCAUGGAAGGAGCCGCAAAGGCUUCGCAGAAAAAGCCCAUGUCCCUUCUAUUGGACGUCCGCAGUGACUACGCUGACGCCUGGUACUCAUGUACCGCAGCUCCUGAUCGCGCUCAUAAAGAUAGACGAGUUAUGUCCAUCCCAAAUAUCAAGAGUCGACUCCCGUUCUUGGCCAGGGGCCGCAAGGUCACCAUCAAAUCUGCCACAGUUUAUGUUACCGGUCCUGAUUUAAGCAAAUACAGAUUCUACAUCUCAAAAACAAAAGAUCGGCCAGACACAGGUGCUGUGCUUGGCUAUGACGACAAGCUAGGAGAUCUUCAAUUGUUCUCAUCUCCAGAAAAUGGGAGCGGGCUUGAUGCUAUGUGCAGCAACGACAACAACAGCCCGCCAUGGUAUCUCACCAUGGCUACAACCGACGGGGGAGACGCUGGGUUGGUGCCAACGAACAUGUUACUUGUUGUUGACUACGCACUCUCGUCUUAG